CAAAAGUAUAAACAAAGGCAACUGCUUUCAGGUGUUUUUUCGAGUGAGAAAAAAAACAUUAUUCGAGAGUAGUUAACACAACAAAAUUAGUGAAAAACAUCGAUAAUUCAUUAGUGAAUCUUUUCUCCAUUUGAGUUUGUUUUUUAAAGUGUUUUUCGUACCACAUUAUUACUUUCAAAAGUGCAGUUUUUUUUGUAAACAUUGAGACAACAUGGAGCAUAACAAUGCCGAGCAGUCCAGUUGCGAAUGCAUUUGCCCUUCCCCGCAUCAGAAAAAAAGCAGAAUGGUAUGUGUUGUUCCGGGGUGCAACCAACGUUACGCUGCUGGUAUCUCGUUCCAUACGUUUCCCGAACGGCGUGACAAAGGACGCUGGAAAGCUUGGGUUCAAGCACUUCGUUUGAAAAAAGAACCGGCUCCAACGGCAAGAGUUUGCAGCAGUCAUUUCAGCAUCCAAAAUUUUGUCAGUCCAACUGUAAGCCGUGAAACCGGUAGGAUGAUUUUAAGAAGAUCAGCUAUUCCAGAUGAAAAUCUUCCACAGCCAAAACGCGACUCGAAGCUAAUAGCACUAGCGACGGCUCGAUCUGAAAGAGUUAGACGACGGGAAAACUCAAAAGUUGUUCCAGAGUUAGAGCAGGCAGAACAGAUGGAAGCAGAUAUCGAUUCAUCUGUGCCUUCUAUUGUAACUGCUGAAGCUGCCGUUCAAGUAAAUACUUCGGAAAUGGAAAAAGUAUUCGCCGGUCGUCGCCGUACCAUGGCAGUGCAAUUUAAAACGGAUGCAGAUCUCACCGCAUGGACUGGACUGAAUUCAUUUAGUUUAUUGCUAACAAUAAAAUCUUCCAUCGAAUCUCUCGAGCAGUACGUUGAAAGAAAGCAUUCUAACCUUUCGCUGGAGGAACAAAUAUUGAUAGUGUUUAUCAAAAUAAGAACAAAUUUGUCAUUUUCAUGCAUGGCAGCGCUUUUUAAGGUUCAUUAUCAAACGAUCUCAAUCGCGUUUUAUUGGACAAUACCAUGGAUCAGGGCAGUUUGUGAACCACUAAUCUUCUGGCCAACACAGGCACAGAUAAAACAAAAUAUACCCCGAUAUUUUCGUAACCGUUACGAGGACGUGAUUGCAGUGCUUGAUUGUACCGAAAUUGCCAUCAAGAAACCUAAGUGUCUGCAUUGUCGAAUAAACGCAUAUUCUCAUUACAAAGGACGGGAAACAGCAAAUUACCUAAUUGCCGUGACGCCUGAUCGUUGCACAAGAAAAGCUACUGGAUGA
Molecule: messenger RNA, 1261 nt
Organism: Wyeomyia smithii (pitcher-plant mosquito)
Lineage: Eukaryota; Metazoa; Arthropoda; Insecta; Diptera; Culicidae
Exons: 4
Coding region: 212-1261 (349 amino acids)
Source: RefSeq, a predicted model, not a curated record